UGUGCAAAAUAACCUUUCCGUGAAAGGGAGGUCACUGUCCAUGGUGCUGAAACGGUCAUUGGUCUUCUGUUUUGGGUGGUAAAGGACUAUUUGGAUUUUUGCUAUUAUGUAUUGACAGUGGAAUUGAACUGUUCUACUGAUGUAAAAAGUUGAUUUAAAUAUACAUUUUUAUCUCUCUACUUGUCUCCCCCUUGAAAACGACAUCUGGCAGUUUCCUAUAUAGACAAUCAAAUUGGUUUAUUCACUCACUAACAGCUGUCCUUAUUACAAACCUUUAUCAACAGUGUUUCUACCUAAGUACAGUCAUUUCAUCAUGACAUGUUCCCCAGUGUUUUUCACUUCACAUUAUGCAGUUCUUAUCACGAGCACAUGUAUUCAAAUUGGACGAUAUCACGUGAUGGUUUCAGAUUUGAGACAUUGGUCACUGAUUAAUAUACAGUUAUAUUUGGCAUUUCCUGACUACCAUCACAAAAGUCAGUGAUAUCAAUAAAAACAAUCAAUAAGCAACGCAUGGUGUCGCUGUAGACCACAGAUCGGAGAGAAGUCACUGAUAAUCCAAGACUCCUCCUCUGAAUAAAAUACAAUCGACGCCUGUCCCGAGCGCAUUGUCAUGAGAAACACUCGAAUGAUCGUGAGACGGAUGGCUGGGUUGUGUGGAUCUCUUUCAUAACGGAUUUUUCUGGUUUUAAUGGAUAGGACCUAUGUGACUUUAACUCUGAUAUAAUUUGCUUUAUACAAGCAGCGAUGGGUCGUCGAAGACAUACAGAACGCGUUUGGAUCCUGUGCGUCGCGUUGCUUUGUUUAUUUGACUGGUCUGCAGCGCAGAUCUCUUACUCCGUUUCAGAGGAGGUGGACAAAGGCACGUUUGUGGGGAAUCUGGCUAAGGAUUUAAACCUUAAUGUUCAGGAACUGGAGUCGAGGGGUCUGAGGAUUGUAUCGGGACACAGCAAGAUGUAUCUUGAGGCUAAUUUGAAAACGGGGAUUCUGUACGUUAACGAGAGAAUUGACAGAGAGGAGCUUUGUCCAAAUAUGGUAAAGUGCUCUUUAAACAUAGAGGCCAUACUGAGCCAUCCUAUGCUUCUCCACCGUAUUGAGGUGAAUAUUUUAGACAUCAAUGACAAUGCGCCGGCCUUUGAUGAAACAUUGCACACAUUUAAUAUAUCUGAGUCAUCAUCAAAGGGCGAACGAUAUUUGCUUCCUCUCGCAGUUGACGCAGAUACGGGCAUUAACUCGGUAAACAGCUACAAGCUGAGCCCGAAUGAACACUUCUCCCUGGAUGUACAGAGCGGUGGAGAGCAGAGUGUGUCUGCUGAGUUAGUGCUGCAGAAAGCUUUAGACCGAGAGAAACAGCCCGUUAUAAAGCUCACACUGACCGCUGUAGAUGGAGGAAAACCUCCUAGAUCCGGGACGUUACAGAUCAUUGUUAACGUGAUUGAUGCAAAUGAUAAUUCACCUACUUUUAGCAAACCGCUGUAUAAAGUCCGAGUAAAUGAAAAUGCUCCGUUUGGAACUGUAGUCGUAAAACUUAUUGCCACAGAUUUAGAUGAAGGGGUUAACGGUAAGAUUGAAUAUUCCUUUAUCAAACGUGCCAACUUGAACCCGUCUGUUUUAUUUGAUAUAAAUUCAGAAACAGGUGAAAUUAUGGUCAGGGGGAAUUUGGAUUAUGAGGGAAGUCCUGCAUAUGAAAUUCGAGUGCAGGCGACAGACCAAGGCUCCUCCCCCCGUAGUGCACACGGUAAAGUGUUAGUUGAAGUUAUUGAUGUCAAUGACAAUGUCCCUGAAAUAUUGGUGACGUCACUCAUGAGCCCAGUCAAAGAGGAUGCUGAGAUAGGGACAGUGGUCGCCUUGGUGACAGUAACUGAUAAAGACGGAGGUAAAAACGGCCUCACCAAUUGUAAGCUUGUUGGAUCUGUUCCUUUUAAUUUGAGAUCGAACUACAAAAACUAUUAUUCCUUAGUGGUCGACGGGCCUCUGGACAGGGAGAGCGCUUCUCAGUAUAAUGUCAUCAUCACAGCUACUGAUGAAGGGACCCCGCCUCUCUCCAGCACCAGCGUUAUUACAGUACACGUUUCUGAUGUAAAUGACAACGCUCCUCGCUUCUCAGAACCCAUUAUUAAUGUUUAUGUGAAAGAGAACAGUCCGGUAGGAGACGUCAUUUAUACAAUAUCUGCUUUUGAUCCAGAUUCAGAUGAAAAUACGAAGAUGACGUAUUUGCUAUUAGAUAAAAGCGUUUCAAUAUCAUCAUCUGUAAAUAUAAACUCAGAUACUGGAGAUAUAAUCAGUCUGCAGUCUUUUAACUAUGAGGAGAUGAAAACUUUCCAGUUUAAAGUUCAGGCCACAGACUCUGGUGUUCCUCCACUCAGCAGCAACGUGACUGUGAACGUUUUUAUCCUGGAUGAGAAUGACCACAGUCCUGGGAUUCUCGCGCCCUAUUCUGAACACGGCUCCGUUAACGCUGAGAACGUUCCCUAUUCUGCUGAAGCGGGCUACUUUGUGGCCAAGAUCAGGGCUGUAGACGCCGACUCUGGCUACAAUGCGCUGCUUUCAUAUCACAUCUCUGAGCCCAAGGGAACCAACCUCUUCCGAAUCGGAACCAGCACCGGGGAACUGAGGACUAAGAGGAGAAUGAGUGACAAUGACCUGAAAACUCACCCGUUGGUCGUGUUGGUUUCUGAUAACGGAGAACCCUCACUGUCAGCGACUGUGUCUAUUGAUGUAGUGGUGGUUGAAAGUACAGGUGAAAUCCAGACUCAGUUCAGAAAUGUACCGAGAAAGGAGGAGAACUUCUCUGAUUUAAACCUGUAUUUGCUGAUCGCCAUUUCCUCGGUAUCAGUGAUAUUUUUACUGAGCCUCAUCAGUUUAAUAGCUGUAAAAUGCCACAGGACAGAGGACAGUUUCAGAAGGUACAGCGCCCCAAUGAUCACCACACACCCUGACGGAAGCUGGUCUUACUCUAAAUCUACUCAGCAGUAUGACGUGUGUUUCAGCUCAGACACACUGAAGAGUGACGUAGUGGUUUUCCCCGCUCCGUAUCCACCUGCAGAUGCAGAACUGAUCAGUAUUAAUGGAAAUGACACGUUUAACAGGACUCAGACGUUACCCAACAAAGAGGAGGUAAGAUCUAUUGACUAUUUUCUAUUGAAUUAUAUGUGAAUUACUCCAUUGAACUCCUUGCAGUCAAAUAAUAUUGUUUUAUAAGUUCCUCUUACCUUGAAAAAAGCCAUCCAUCCACUCGAGAGUUGUCACAUUGGUUUUGUUUUGCAUUGUGCGUCUGGCCUUCAUUCUUCAUUGAGCGAGUUUUGCUGUCCGUGGUCCUGAAAGCAUGCUAUACUUCAGAGCUGAGGAUUCGUAUUAAUGAUCUAUAAGAUAUGAUUGGACUUCUACGGCGCUGUACAAUAGUGUUGCGCUUCAGGGAUGUGUAAUCUGAAUGUGAAAUCUGUCAGAUCAGAUUCCACAUUGUAUGUAGGCUAUUUUGAGAAAAUAGACAGGAGUGUAUACAAUGUAUGGGAAAUAUUCAGUUACAUCAUGUUGCAGCUUAAUCAUACAGCUACAGGAUUACCAUUGACGUUGUCAGCCUAAAGGUCCGUGCUGUAUAUUUAUCCAUUUCAAAGUGUAUAUUUCUUCCCUGAGGUGAAGUAUUACUAAGUGCUGUCCAUGGUGCUGCAGCCGUUGUUGCUCUUUGCUAAUUAGGGGCAGUGUUCUUUUUGGAUGGAUUCUUGUCACUGGUGUAAUGGAAUAGAUGCUAAGUGGAAUUUACGUUAGAGAAAAGUGUUUCAGCAAU
Messenger RNA from Salmo salar (Atlantic salmon), 3781 nucleotides. The record is from RefSeq and is a predicted model, not a curated record. Lineage: Eukaryota; Metazoa; Chordata; Actinopteri; Salmoniformes; Salmonidae.